AUGAAGCUAAGCUCAUUUAAAGUGCCAAAGCCGGUUUGUUUUUGCUUGGUUCUGGCAGUCAUAAUGCUAUUGGUACCUGCUCUAUUGAUACCAUUUUGGGUCAAUAAGAUCAAAAAAAUUGAAGGCGAAAUUAAGGUGUAUAUAUCAGGCAAUGUACAAGAUGUAUUACAAAGCCAUUUUCACAAGAAUAUUAAAUUUGGAUUAAUGCUUAUAAUCCUAAUGAUGGUUGGACUGGCUAUUUCCAUAUUCACUUUUGUUGUUCUAACAAUAAGAGGAGCAAGAAGAGAAAUGUAUUUGUGUUCAGCACUUAUAAAUCAAAUGGAAGCAACUCAACAAGCAGAAAGGAAAAGUAUGAACAAAAGCACUGCAUUUGUUCUUGCAAAUCAUGAUAUUAGAGCUUCUCUUGCUGGAAUUAGUGGAUUAAUUGAGAUGUGUCGCGCCAAUGCUUCGCCAAAAUCCGAAUUGCAGAAGAAUUUGAAUCAUAUGGAAACUUGCACAAAUAAUCUUUUAGCAAUAUUGAAUUCUAUUCUUGAUCAAAGCAAGAUUGAAGAAGGGAAGAAGCAACUUGAGCAAAAAGAAUUCAACAUGGAAGAUCUACUAGAAUAUGUUGUCAACUUAUUUUAUCCAAAAGGAGCAAUGGAUAAUGUAGAUGUGAUACUAGAUCCGUGUGAUGGUUCUAUCAAAAGAUUCUGUCGCGUUAAAGGAGAUAAAACAGAACUAGAACGGAUCUUGACUAACUUGUUGAGUAAUGCAGUUAAAUUUACCUCAGAGGGGCACAUUACUCUUCGAGUUUGGGCUCGAAAACCUGGUUUUGAUCAAAGCUCCAAUAAUUCUGCACCAAAUACAAGUAACUCUGGCAUUGGUUGUAUGUCAUGUUUACUUUUGCACAAUAAUAAUGAAGCUUCUGCUCAAUUGCAAGUACAGGACAAAGUCCAGCACGAUCCCAACUGCGUGGAAUUCAUAUUCGAGGUGGAGGAUACAGGGAAAGGAAUUCCCAAAGAGAAACAUAAGUCAGUGUUUGAAAAUUAUGUUCAAGUGAAUGAGACGACUUCUAACCACGAACAGCCAGGCACUGGCUUAGGACUCGGCAUUACUCAGUCUUUGGUACAUUUGAUGGGAGGCAAAAUAAGUAUCGUCGACAAGAAAAUUGGUGCAAAGGGUACUUGCUUUAGAUUCAACAUUUUCUUGAUAGCAUGUGAUUAUCAGCCUCAACAACAUCAAGCAUUUAGUGCUAAUAAUGCAAGAGAAGAUGAUUUGGAGUCACAUUUUGGAGGUUAUAUAUCUAGUGACUCUUAUCAUCAUUCAGUAGCAAGCAGUAAUAGUAUCACUGGCCAUCAGAAACCAGAAAGUUCUACUACUGUCAUUCUUUUCAUCAAAGAAGAGGAAAGAAGCCGAGUUCUAUGUAGAUUCAUGACGCGGAUCAUAGGCUUAGAGGUACAUGCUGUGAGGCGACACGAGCAGUUUUCUCAUACUCUUAAGAAGGUAAAAAGGGAAAUUAUCAACUUUUCAUCAUACAACUCUGCCUCCUCCUCCUCAGGGAAAUCAAAGGAAAUUCCUCUCAGUGCUUUAGAUGGAACAUAUGAUGAUCAUAUCCCGUCGUUUCAGAGGAGGGGAAGAGGACUUCAUUCUAAGAGCGCGCUUAUAAGAUUCAUCUUGAUUAUAAUUGACACAAAUGCUGGCCCCAUUCGAGAAAUAACUCGAGCUAUGGCUGAAUUUCGGAAGGACUUUCCCAAGAAUGUUUCCCUUCGAGUUGUUUGGCUCGAUAAACCAGGGCUAGAUGAUGAUAAGCUACCUUCAACAGAUAUAGUUAUGACAAAACCACUACAUGGUUCUUGUUUAUAUCAUGUUCUCGGAUUUGUACCAGAGUUUGGAGAUAAAAUUUUACCAACUGUCACACAUGAAACAAAGGAUGAAACAACUUCAAGAAUGAGGGUUCAGCAACCUCCAAUGAGGUCCAGAAGUCCGCCUUUAGAAGCGAAAACACGGGAUGUUUCUGUUGAUGUUAAUGGAAGUUCUAAUAAGAACUUACCUUUAACAGGAAAGAGAAUUUUGGUGGUUGAGGAUAACGCGAUAUUACUUAUGGUUUGCAAAAGAAUGGUUUCUCAGCUUGGUGCAAUGACUUACACAUGUAAAAAUGGUGAACAAGCUCUAGCUCAUGUUCGCAAAGGCCUCAGUGAUCAACGCGAUAUAGGACCGUCUACUCCUUCAUCACCAUUUGAUUAUAUUCUGAUGGAUUGUGAGAUGCCAGUGAUGGAUGGAUUUGAAGCAACCAGAUGCAUUAGGGAAGAAGAAGCGCGAUAUGGUAUUCGAAUUCCUAUUAUAGCUUUAACAGCUCAUUCAGCAGAAGAAGAGAUCAUAGCUAAGAUUUUUCAAGUUGGAAUGGAUUAUUACUUACCUGAUAAACGAAUCGAUCGUGAUGGGCUUUUGAAAGCCAUAGAUUAUAUAGAGCAUAGAAAGGUUUAA
Nicotiana tabacum (common tobacco) is the source of this 2463-nucleotide messenger RNA. Lineage: Eukaryota; Viridiplantae; Streptophyta; Magnoliopsida; Solanales; Solanaceae. The record is from RefSeq and is a predicted model, not a curated record.